AUGAAUUCGGGGACGACAGUUUGGAUUCUUAUCGCAGUUUGCUCGAUCUGUAUUUUAAAAAGUUGUUAUUCGUUAAGCUUCGAUUACAAGGGUGCUAGAAUAGUGACGUAUGGUGAACCUUGCGCUACGACUCGUCGACUGCCAUUUGACAUCGAAGGACCUAAACCACCUCCAAAAGAAGAAAAGAUACCCGUGUCGAUGAACUUUAAAAUUGUCUCGGAUAUGUAUGUUCAGCCUCGUCGCGUUGAAUAUCCAAUUGCCAUAGAAAUGCCGUGUCCUACUUCGUUACAAUCGGAAAAAAUCGUCAUGGAAGACACCUUACGAGGGAGAGCUUAUGCGUACAACACUUAUAUUCCUCCUCCUGCUAAUCUACCGUCUCCUCUAAAAAGUUACAACUACGACGUCGAAGUUCCCAUGAAAAUGCAACACAUUACUCACGGGUGUAAAAUGCAUCAAAUUCAACGACUGGAAGGACUUAGAUCUAAGAUCGAUAGAGUACUGGUUCCUGCUUGCGAAGUUUCUUCGUCAGCAUCCUCACCAUGCCAAUGUCAAUAUAAGUAA
Messenger RNA from Habropoda laboriosa, 561 nucleotides. RefSeq lists its product as uncharacterized. The record is from RefSeq and is a predicted model, not a curated record. The coding region runs from base 1 to 561 and encodes 186 amino acids. The transcript has 3 exons. Lineage: Eukaryota; Metazoa; Arthropoda; Insecta; Hymenoptera; Apidae.